Molecule: messenger RNA, 8272 nt
Organism: Pipistrellus kuhlii (Kuhl's pipistrelle)
Lineage: Eukaryota; Metazoa; Chordata; Mammalia; Chiroptera; Vespertilionidae
Gene: ROS1
Product: ROS proto-oncogene 1, receptor tyrosine kinase
Exons: 44
Coding region: 455-7486 (2343 amino acids)
Biological process (GO): protein phosphorylation; multicellular organism development; positive regulation of kinase activity
Cellular component (GO): signaling receptor complex; membrane
Molecular function (GO): protein binding; transmembrane receptor protein tyrosine kinase activity; ATP binding
Source: RefSeq, a predicted model, not a curated record
UGUGAUUUAGGCGCUUCCAUUUUUCUUAUAAUUUUUUAAAAUUAUAAUAAUGCUACUCUUGGCUGAAGUCUAGGUGGUGAAAACCCCGUUUCCUGCAUAGCUGAACCAACCAAGAAGGUGACGUGGUGGGUGAUGCGGGUUUGGGACAGUGCACCCAUCACACGCUCCCACUUCGUUGACUUCCCAUGCGAAGCGCGCUCCUAACCUUUAGUCCGUGGGUGAUUUCCUUCAUGGGAGUCAAACAAAGCUAAGUGACGAAAUGGCUGUUAUGGGCAUAUGACAAGCUAUCUAGGAUCCAAAGGUCUAAACUAAAAGGCCCCAGUAUAUUAUUGAAAAAAAAAACACACAAAACCACCCGCCUCUCUUUCAACUGGAGUGAUGAAACCCGAAGAAUUCACAUAGCGAAAUGGAGGAAAUCAGCAGGCGCAUCUGAGGUUCCGCCGCUGGUGGAGUGAUGAAGAGCAGUUACUGGCUUCUCCUGACACUGGUCCAUGCCGUGGCUCUUGGCUGCCUAUGGAUUUCUGUGGGUCAGUGCACAGUGCUCAACAGCUGCCUACAGUCAUGUGUAACUAACCUGGACAGGCAUCUGGACAGCGGUCCGCCGAACAAUCUGAGUGAACCAUGCAUCCAAGGAUGUCAUUUUUGGAACUCUGUAGAUCAGGAAAAGUGUGCUUUAAAGUGUAAUGACACCUAUGCCACAGUUUGUGAGCGCGAGUCCUGUGAGGACGGCUGCAGCAGUGCGGAAGGUGCCUAUGAGGAGGAGGUCCUAGAAAAUGUAGACCUCCCCACUGCGCCCUUUGCUUCUUCCAUUGGGAACCAGAGUGUGACAUUGCGAUGGAAGCCUGCCAACAACUCCGGAGUAAAAUACAUCGUUCAGUGGAAAUAUGCACAACAUCCGGGGAGCUGGACUUACACUGAGGCCGUGUCCAAACUGUCCUAUGUGGUGGAGCCCCUGCACCCCUUCACGGAGUAUGUUUUCCGAGUGGUUUGGAUAUUCACAGCCCGGCUGCAGCUGUCUUCUCCCCCGAGCCCCAGCUACAGGACUCACCCUUAUGGAGCUCCUGAAACUGCUCCUCUCAUUAGAAAUAUUGAGAGCUCCAGUCCUGACACCGUGGAAGUCAGCUGGGCUCCACCCCAAUUCCCAGGCGGACCUAUUUUGGGUUAUAACUUAAGGCUGAUCAGCAAAAAUCAGAAAUUACAUUCAGGAACACAGAGAACCAGUUUCCAGUUUUAUUCUACUCUACCCAAUACCACUUACAGGUUUUCUGUUGCAGCUGUAAAUGAAGUUGGGGAGGGGCCAGAAGCAGAAUCUCGUAUUUCCACUCCAUCCCCAGCAGUUCAAGAAGAGGAACAGUGGCUCUUCUUAUCCAGAAAAUCUUCUCUAAGAAAGAGAUCUUUAAAACAUCUGGUAGAUGAAGCACAGUGCCUUCAGUCAGAUGCUGCACACCAUAACAUUACAGGAAUAUCAGUUCAUGUCCAGCGGCAAGUUGUUUAUUUCUCUGAAGGGACUCUCAUAUGGGCCAAGGAGGCUUCCAACAUGUCUGAUAAGUCUGACCUGAGAAUUGUUUACAGAGGUUCAGGAGUGAUUACUUCCCUCUCCAUCGACUGGCUUUAUCAGAGAAUGUAUUUCAUCAUGGAUGAACUGGUAUAUGUUUGUGACUUAGAGAACUGCUCAAACAUUGAAGAAAUUACUCCUCCCUCAAUUAUUGCACCUCAAAAAAUUGUGGCUGAUUCAUAUAAUGGGUAUGUCUUUUAUCUCCUGAGGGAUGGCAUCUAUAGAGUAGCUCUCCAGGUGUCACCUGGCCAGGACUCAGAAGCCAUGCGCAUUGUGGAGAGUUGCACAUUAAAAGACUUUGCCGUAAAGCCACAGUCCAAGCGGAUCAUUUACUUCAACGACACCACCCACGUCUUCAUGUCAACUUUUCUGGAUGGCUCUGCUUCCCAUCUGGCCCUCCCGCAUGUCCCCUUUGCUGAUGUGAAGAGCUUUGACUGGGAGAACAAUCACUUCCUUGUCACCGAUGGCAAGGCUGUUUUCCGGCAGGAUGCCUUGUCUUUCAAUGAGUUCAUCGUGGGGUGUGACCUGAGACACAUAGAAGAGUUUGGGUUUGGUAACUUGGUCAUGUUUAGCAGGUACACCCAGCCGUACCCCCUGCCGGCCCAUCCGCAGCAGGUCUCUGUGCUGUUCGGAUCCCACCAGGCCCUGGUUCAGUGGAAGCCUCCAGCCCUCACCAUAGGCGCCAGCCCUUCCUCCUGGCAGAACUGGACUUACGAGGUGAAAAUAUCAACCCAAGACUUUCCCGGAAAUACUCGUGUUUUCUCUCACAUCAGUGGGACCAUGCUGAGAGUCCCCGGGCUGCAGAGUGCCACACAAUAUGAGGUUUCCGUGAGAGCAAGUUCUCCCAAGGGGCCAGGCCCGUGGUCAGAGCCCUCGGUGGGCACUACCCUGGUGCCAGCUACAGAACCACCAUUUAUCAUGGCUGUCAAAGAAGAUGGCCUUUGGAGUAAACCAUUGAAUAGCUUUGGCCCAGGAGAAUUCUUAUCCUCUGAUAUAAAGAAUGUGUCAGACAUGGAUUGGUAUAACAACAGACUCUACUACAGUGACUUGAAAGGUGAUGUUUACGUGUGGCUGCUGAAUGGGACGAAUAUCUCCAAGAAUUAUCACAUGCCCAACAUUGCAGGAGCAGGGGCGUUAGCUUAUGAGUGGCUGGGUCACUUUCUCUACUGGGCUGGAAAGACAUAUGUGAUACAAAGGCAGUCCGUGCUGACAGGACACACAGAUAUUGUGACGCAUGUGAAGUUGUUGGUGAAUGACAUGGUGGUGGAUUCUGUUGGUGGAUAUCUCUAUUGGACCACACUCUACUCAGUGGAAAGCACCAGACUAAAUGGAGAGAGUUCCCUUGUACUACAGGCACAGCCCUGGUUUUCUGGGAAAAAGGUAAUUGCUCUAACUUUAGACCUGAGUGAUGGGCUCCUGUAUUGGUUGGUUCAAGACAGUCAAUGUAUUCACUUGUACAGAGCUGUUCUUCGGGGGCAGGGCAGUGUUGGGGAUCCCACCAUCACAGAAUUUGCAGCCUGGAGUACUUCCGACAUUUCCCAGAAUGCACUGAUAUACUACAGUGGUCGGCUUUUCUGGAUCAAUGGCUUUAAGAUUAUCACAGCUCAAGAAAUAGGUCAGCGAACCAGUGUCGCUGUUUUGGAACCAGCCAAAUUUAACCAGUUCACAAUUAUUCAGACGUCCCUCAAACCUCUGCCAGGGAACUUCUCUUUUACCCCUAAGGUGAUCCCAGAUUCCGUUCAAGAGUCUUCAUUUAGGAUUGAAGGAAAUGCUUCAAGUUUUCAAAUCCUGUGGCAUGCUGUCCCAGCAGUGGAUUGGGGUGUAAUUUUCUACAGUGUGGAGUUUAGUGCUCCUUCUAAGUUCCUGGCUAUUGAAAAACAGCCUUUACCCGUAUUUACUGUGGAAGGUCUGGAGCCUUAUGCCUUAUUUAAUCUUUCUGUCACUCCUUAUACCUACUGGGGCAAGGGCCCCAAAACAUCUCUGUCACUUCGAGCACCUGAAACAGUUCCAUCAGCACCAGAGAAUCCCAGAAUAUUUAUAUUAUCAAGUGGAAGAUACCACAAUAAGAAUGAAGUUGUGGUAGAAUUUAGGUGGAAUAAGCCUAAGCAUGAAAAUGGUGUGUUAACAAGAUUUGAAAUUUUCUAUCAAAUAUUCAACCAAAGUGCCAUCAACAAAACAUUGGAAGACUGGAUUGCUGCCAAUGUCACUCCCUCAGUGACGUCUUUUCAACUUGAGGGCAUGAGUCCUGGGUACAUUGUUGCUUUCCAGGUUCGAGUCUUCACAUCCAUAGGACCUGGACCAUUUUCUGACUUGGUAAAGUCCCAAACAUCAGAAGUCAACCCAUUUCCAUGCCUCAUAACUCUUUCGGGCAACAAGAUGGUUUUGUUAGAUAUGGAUCGAGAUCAAGUUGUGUGGAUGUUUUCCGCGGAAAGAGACAUCAGUGCCGUGGGCUACACAGCUGAUAACGCAAUGGUGUAUUAUGCUCAGGGAGGCUCCCUCUUUCUUCUGAACUUGCACAAUCAGUCCAGCUCUGAGAUUUUCCAAGAUGCACGUGUUUUUGAUAUCACAAUUAUUACAAUUGAUUGGAUUUCAAGGCACCUCUACUUUGUGCUGAAAGAAUUACAAAAUGGAAUGCAAAUAUUUGAUGUUGAUCUUGAACACAAGGUGAAAUAUCCCAGGAAGCUGAAAAUCUGCGACAGAAAUUCAACAAUAAUCUCUUUCUUCGUGUAUCCCCUGUUAAGUCGCCUGUAUUGGACAGAAGUUUCCGAUUUGGGCUCUCAGAUGUUCUACUACAGUGUUAUCAACCAGACCUUGCACCGCAUUCUGCAACCCACAGCCACAAGCCAUCCAAACGGAAGGAGCCAAUGUUCUUGCAAUGUGACUGAAUCUGAGUUGAGUGGAGUAAUGACUAUUGAUACUGUUCACAUAAAGAAACCACAGAUAUACUUUGUCAAAGGGCCAGAGAUCUGGGCCAUGGAUCUGGAAGGAUGCCAGUGUUGGCAAGUUAUCACAAUGCCUGCUCUGCUUGGAAAAACACUUGUUAGCUUAACUGUGGAUGGGGAAUCCCUAUACUGGGUCUCCACAGCCCAAGACAGCAGCGAGAUUUACCAAGUCAAGAAAAGGCGUGGGGCCAUCCCCUCUCGGGUGAAGGCCCCCAGGAGCGAGCGCGUAUGCGCUUACAGUUCAGUGCUGCAGCCUCUUCCAGAUAAAGCAUUUCUGUCUCUAGCUUCAGAUAUCGCAGAGCCAAUUAUACUUAACACCACUAACACCAGCCUCACAAUCAGAUUACCGUCUUCCAGGACAAACCUCACCUGGGAUGGCAUCACCAGCCCAACUCCAACAUACCUGGUUUAUUACAAAGAAGUUAAUGAUGGCAAAAAUGGUUCUGAAUCAAAAUCUAGAAUGCUGGAAUUUCAGAGCAGUAUAGCCCUUAUUGAAGGCUUACAACCAUUUUCAACAUAUAAGAUACAGAUCGCUGUAAGGAAUUAUUAUUCUGAUCCUUUGGAACAGUUACCUCUGGGAAAAGAGAUUUUGGGGAAAACUAAAAGUGGAGUACCAGAGGCUGUUUGGCUCAUCAACACAACGGUGCAGUCAGACAGCAGCCUUGUCAUAUCCUGGAGAGAAUCUCCCAAGCCAAAUGGACCUAAGGAGGCAGUCCGCUAUCAGCUGGCAAUCUCACAUCUGGCCCCAGUUCCAGAGACUCCUCGUAGACAAAGUGACUAUCCACAUGGAAGGCUUGCUCUUCUUGUGACUGGACUGUCCGGGGGAAGACAAUAUGUGCUAAAGGUCCUUGCCUGCCACGCCGAGGAAAUGUGGUGUUCCGAGAGCCGCCCUGUCGCCGUGGAGAUGUUUGACACCCCAGAGAAGCCUCAUGCCUUGGUUCCAGGCAACAGCAGUCUGCAAUUGGAUUGGGAGGCUCCCUCUAACGUGAACCUCCUCAGGUUUUGGUUUGAACUCCAGAAGUGGAAAUACAGUGAGUUUUACCAUGUGAAAGCUUCAUGCAGCCAAGGUCCUGCUUAUGUGUGUAACAUCACAGGUCUGCAGCCAUAUACUUCUUAUCAUGUCCGAGUAGUGGUGGUUUACAGGACAGGAGAAAACAGCACCUCACUUUCAGAAAGUUUUAAGACCAAAGCUGGAGUCCCAAGUAAACCAGGCAUUCCAAAAUUAUUAGAAGGGAGUAAAAACUCAGUACUAUGGGAAAAGGCUGAUGAUAAUGGAAGCAGACUUAUAUACUAUAUACUUGAGAUAAGAAAGGGUACUUCAAAUGAUUCACUGAACCAGAACUUAAUGUGGAAGAUGGCAUUUAAUGGAUCCUGCAGUAGCAUUUGCACGUGGAAGUCCAAAGACCUGAAAGGAACAUUCCAGUUCAGAGUAGUAGCUGCAAAUACUCUGGGAUUUGGUGAAUAUAGUGGAAUCAGUGAGAAUAUUUUAUUAUCUGGAGAUGGUUUUUGGAUACCAGAAACAAGCUUUAUACUUACUGCUGUAAUUGGAAUAUUUCUGGUUGUUAUAAUCCUAUUGACCUUUGUCUGGCACAGAAGAUUGAAGAAUCAGAAAACUCCUAAGGAAGGGCUGACCGUUCUCAUAAGCGAAGACAAGGAGUUGGCUGAGCUGCGAGGUCUGGCAGCUGCGGUGGGGCUGGCUAAUGGCUGCUGUGCGAUACGUACUUUUCCGACCCAAGAGGAGAUUGAAAGUCUUCCUGUCUUCCCUCGGGAAAAUCUGACUCUGUGCCUCCUGCUGGGAAGCGGAGCCUUUGGAGAAGUGUAUGAAGGGACAGCAGUGGACAUCUUAGGAGCUGGGAGCGGAGAAACCAAGGUGGCAGUGAAGACUUUGAAGAAGGGCUCCACAGACCAAGAAAAGAUUGAAUUCCUGAAGGAGGCGUAUCUGAUGAGUAAGUUUAAUCAUCCCAACAUUCUGAAGCAGCUUGGAGUUUGUUUGCUGAAUGAACCCCAAUACAUUAUCCUGGAAUUGAUGGAAGGAGGUGAUCUCCUCACCUAUUUGCGUAAAGCCCGGAUGACAACGUUUCAUGGUCCUUUACUUACAUUGGUUGACCUUGUAGACCUGUGUGUGGAUAUUUCAAAAGGCUGUGUCUACCUGGAGCAGCUGCACUUCAUUCACAGGGACCUGGCAGCUCGGAAUUGCCUUGUCUCAGUGAAAGACUACAGUAGUCCAUCACGGGUGGUGAAGAUUGGGGACUUUGGACUCGCGAGGGACAUCUACAAAAAUGAUUACUAUAGAAAGAGGGGAGAAGGCCUGCUCCCUGUUCGGUGGAUGGCUCCGGAAAGUUUGAUGGAUGGAAUCUUCACGACGCAGUCUGAUGUAUGGUCUUUUGGAAUUCUGAUUUGGGAGAUUUUAACUCUUGGUCAUCAGCCUUAUCCAGCUCAUUCUAACCUCGAUGUUUUAAACUAUGUGCAAACAGGAGGGAGACUGGAGCCACCGAGAGACUGCCCUGAUGAUCUGUGGAAUUUAAUGGCCCAGUGCUGGGCCCAGGAACCUGACCAAAGACCUACUUUCCAUAAAAUUCAAGACCAGCUUCAGUUAUUCAGAAAAAUGUCCUUAAACAGUAUCUCUCAGUGCAGAGAAGAAGCGGACUCCAGUGGAGUCAUAAAUGAGGGUUUUGUAGAUGAAGAUGGCAGCAUGAUUUGUGUGAGUUUGGAUGACAGUGGGCCCAUUGCUUUAGUGGAAACCAAGAACCAAGAGGGGUUAAACUAUAUGGUACUUGCUACAGAAUGCAGCCAAGGUGAAGAUCAUUCUGAGGGUCCUCCAGGCUCCAAGGAAUCUGAAUCUUGUGGUUUGAGGAAAGAAGAGAAGGAACCACAUGCAGACAAAGGUAUCUGCCAAGAAAAACAAGUGGCUUACUGCCCUCCUGGCAAGCCUGAGGGCCUGAACUAUGCCUGUCUCGCUCACAGUGGACAUGGAGAUGGGUCUGAUUAAUAACUCGGUUUGGGAAAUGCAGGGUUGAGAUAAACACUCCCGUUAAGUAGUUACUGAAAGGAAACCCUAGCAGAAUGACAGAUGUUGAGGUGGUCUAUGACUCUGAAUUAACACUGGAAAGUUCCUGGAUUCUAAUCUCGGUUCUGAGAACCACUUGGGUUCAGUCUUGACAAUCCCCACACAACUGUUUAACUUCAACAGGAUUCUGAGGUGAACCACUGAGCAUUUGGGAAGCAAAGGAAGACUCACGAGUCUGGAGGGAAAGCUGCUCUCCCUUACCCUUGAGGUCACUUAGACCAUUGCCCACCCUUCAGUCUGGACUAUAACAGGAACAUCUUGGUCAGAGGUUAGAGACAAAAUAGGUGUGUUCAAAGAUCUGAAGGAGGCGUGAGAAGCAUGCUCAGGGACCCAGCUGAAUUACAGAUAAUCCCAAAAGGGACUGAGGAAAUGCCUAAAUAUAUAACUCUACAUGUUCCAAAGGAACCAGCAUCGAUGGCAUAAGAAAUCAUUUGGGAUGCUAUUGCUAUAAUAACGUAUUGUCUUUCAUGACUAUUGUGAAACAUUUUGGAGGUUUUGAAAUAAUGAAAAUAGGACCAUGAAGAUGUCUAAAUCCUAAAGCUUAGCAUUGGGUUGUAUAAAAAUCGCUCUGUGACUUGUGUGCUGUCAUGGAAAUUAGCUUAUAAAGACUGUUUUUAUUUGCCAUAUGUAUUUUAUAUAUAUGGUACUUAAGAUUAUGUUUAGCACAAAAUUGUCAUUAAAAUUAAAUAUAAAUGAUUAUACAAUGCA